Messenger RNA from Euleptes europaea (tarantolino), 393 nucleotides. RefSeq names its product 40S ribosomal protein S24-like. Gene Ontology annotation, molecular function: structural constituent of ribosome. Lineage: Eukaryota; Metazoa; Chordata; Lepidosauria; Squamata; Sphaerodactylidae. The transcript has a single exon. Gene Ontology annotation, cellular component: ribosome. Bases 1 to 393 code for a protein of 130 amino acids. Gene Ontology annotation, biological process: translation. The record is from RefSeq and is a predicted model, not a curated record.
AUGAGUAAUACAGUGACCAUCCGAACAAGGAAGUUUAUGACGAACAGACUGCUUAAGUGUAAGCAGAUGGUGAUUGAUGUCCUUCACCCUGGAAAAGCCACGGUCCCCAAAACUGAGAUCUGUGAGAAGUUGGCCAAAAUCUACAAAACAACCCCCAACAUCAUUUUUGUCUUUGGCUUCAGGACUCAUUUUGAGGGUGGGAAGACAACUGGCUUUGGCAUGAUCUACGAUUCCCUAGACUACGCCAAAAACAAUGAGCCAAAGCACAGACUGGCGAGGCAUGGCCUGGACGAAAAGAAAAAGACUUCUAGAAAGCAGUGCGAAGAGUGUAAGAACAAAAUGAAGACAGUCAGGGGCAUGGCCAAAACAAACGUCGGGUCCGGCAAGAAGUGA